This is a messenger RNA of Sphaerodactylus townsendi, 1526 nucleotides long. Its product is annotated as class I histocompatibility antigen, F10 alpha chain-like. Bases 63 to 1193 code for a protein of 376 amino acids. Gene Ontology annotation, cellular component: external side of plasma membrane. The record is from RefSeq and is a predicted model, not a curated record. Gene Ontology annotation, biological process: immune response. NCBI's taxonomy places the organism in Eukaryota, Metazoa, Chordata, Lepidosauria, Squamata, Sphaerodactylidae. The transcript is spliced from 7 exons.
AGGACUGCCUGCCUGCCUGCCCGCCGCGCACCCACCCAGCGGGCGGGGACUCCCCGGGGGAGAUGCGCCGCCGCCUCCGCCUCCCCCCGCCGCGGGGGGGCUGCUGGGGCUGGGGGUGGGCGCUGUGUGCCGCGGGGGGGCUGCUGCUGCUGCUGCUGGGGCGCGGCUGCUGCGCGGCAGGCUCUUCUGCGCACUCGCUGCGCUACUUCUUCACGGGGGUGUCGGAGGCGGGCCGGGGGCUGCCGGAGUUCGUCAUCGUGGGCUACCUGGACGACGAGCGCUUCGUGCUGUACGACAGCCAGACCCGGCGGGACGUGCCGCAGACGCCCUGGAUCCAGGAGGUCGAGAGGGACGACCCCCGCUACUGGCACUGGCAGACGCAGCUCUCCCGCAACUGGGAGCUCUUCUUCCGCGUCAGCCUCUGGAAUCGCCACAACCAGAGCCGCGGAUUCCACACCUGGCAGUGGAUGCACGGCUGUGAACUGAGCAAGGAGGGGCACAAAAGGGGCUAUUCCCAGUUUGCCUACGAUGGCAAGGACUACCUCAGCUUGGACAAAGAGACCCUCACCUGGACAGCAGCCAACAGCCGGGCCCAGGUGACCAAGCGGAGGUGGGACGCCGACAGAGUCUGGACCGAAGGGCGCAGGAACUUUGUGGAGGGGCGCUGCGUGGAAUGGCUGCAAAAGUACCUGGACUUUGGGAAGGACACCCUGCUGCGAAAAGAGCCUCCCGUGGUGAGGGUGGGGCGCAAGGAGGGCUACGACGGCUUGGAAACCCUCACCUGCCGGGCCCAUGGCUUCUACCCCAAGGAGAUUGAGGUCACCUGGAAGAAGGACGGAGAGGUCUGGCAGCAGGACACUUUCCACGGGGGGGUGGUCCCCAACUCGGACGGGACUUACCAUACCUGGAUCAGCGUCACGAUUGACCCGAAGGACCGGGCCCGCUACCGCUGCCACGUGGGACAUGAUAGCCUGCAGGGCCCUGUGGAGGAGGCCUGGGAGGAGGCUGUCUCCGCGUGGCCCAUCGUGGGGGGCCUCUUGGCGGUUGCAGCCGUGGUUCUGCUAAUGGUCGGGGUCAUCUCCUGCACCAGGAGAAGAGGGGAGGACUGCACUGCAGCACCCAGAAGCGACAAGGAGACGGAAAACUUCACCACGGGCGUAACUGAGCACUUUUCAAAUAGUGAGAUAUUGUGACUGGCACCGUGCAGAGGUUUUGCGUUCCUUCAGUCCAGACUUGCAGUUUCUCCUGGAGCUCCAGAAGCAGCCAGCCCUUAAGAGUGCAAACAUUGGUCACAGACUAUUUACCAGGCUUGCUGUGUGUGUGUUGGGGGGGAGGGGGGGUGUUUGGCUUUUUAAAUGUAUUGACUACUUGUAGUGUUCUUUUGGGAAUUCUGCCAUCAGUAGAAUUUUGAUCGGGGUUAAGUUUUUUACACGUACUCUGUGACUGUAUAGCUUUGCGAAGCGUUUCAGGUGCUUUUUCCUGAGCGGAAAAGCAGCGAUACAAAUAAAUUUAUUUAUUUAUUAAAA